Molecule: messenger RNA, 5515 nt
Organism: Phacochoerus africanus (Common warthog)
Lineage: Eukaryota; Metazoa; Chordata; Mammalia; Artiodactyla; Suidae
Gene: SIK2
Product: salt inducible kinase 2
Exons: 15
Coding region: 149-2878 (909 amino acids)
Biological process (GO): intracellular signal transduction; protein phosphorylation; microtubule cytoskeleton organization
Cellular component (GO): cytoplasm
Molecular function (GO): ATP binding; tau-protein kinase activity; protein serine/threonine kinase activity
Source: RefSeq, a predicted model, not a curated record
GGCGGCGCGCGCCUGGCUGGGCCCUGCUGAGCAGGAGGGACUGAGCUAGGAGCGAGCCGAGCGGCCGUCGCCCGAGUGGAGCCGCUCCGCCAGCCCGCCGCCCGCCAGCCUGCGCUCCAGUCCGCCGUGUCUAGCAGCGGGGCCCAGCAUGGUCAUGGCGGAUGGCCCGAGGCACUUGCAGCGCGGGCCGGUCCGGGUGGGGUUCUACGAAAUCGAGGGCACGCUGGGCAAGGGCAACUUCGCCGUGGUGAAGCUGGGGCGGCACCGGAUCACCAGGACGGAGGUGGCAAUAAAAAUAAUAGAUAAAUCUCAGCUGGAUGCAGUGAACCUUGAGAAAAUCUACCGAGAAGUACAAAUAAUGAAAAUGUUAGACCACCCUCACAUAAUCAAACUUUAUCAGGUAAUGGAAACCAAAAGCAUGUUGUAUCUUGUGACAGAAUAUGCCAAAAAUGGAGAAAUUUUUGACUACCUUGCUAAUCACGGCCGGUUAAAUGAGUCCGAGGCCAGGCGCAAAUUCUGGCAAAUCCUGUCUGCUGUUGAUUACUGUCACGGUCGGAAGAUUGUGCACCGUGACCUCAAGGCUGAAAAUCUCCUGCUGGAUAACAACAUGAAUAUCAAAAUAGCAGAUUUCGGUUUUGGAAAUUUCUUUAAAAGUGGUGAACUGCUGGCAACAUGGUGUGGCAGCCCCCCUUAUGCAGCCCCAGAAGUCUUUGAAGGGCAGCAGUAUGAAGGACCACAGCUGGAUAUUUGGAGCAUGGGAGUCGUUCUUUAUGUCCUUGUCUGUGGAGCUCUUCCUUUUGAUGGACCGACGCUUCCAAUUUUGAGGCAGAGAGUUUUAGAAGGAAGAUUCCGGAUUCCAUAUUUCAUGUCAGAAGAUUGCGAGCACCUUAUUCGAAGGAUGUUGGUCCUAGACCCGUCCAAACGGCUAACCAUCGCUCAAAUCAAGGAGCAUAAGUGGAUGCUUGUAGAAGUUCCUGUGCAGAGACCUGUUCUCUAUCCGCAAGGGCAAGAAAAUGAGCCGUCCAUUGGGGAGUUUAAUGAACAGGUUCUGCGACUCAUGCAUGGCCUUGGAAUAGAUCAACAGAAGACCGUUGAGGCCUUGCAGAACAAGAGCUAUAACCACUUUGCUGCCAUUUAUUACUUGUUGGUGGAGCGCCUGAAAUCACAUAGGAGCAGUUUUCCUGUGGAGCAGAGACUUGAUGCCCGCCAGCGGCGGCCCAGCACCAUUGCUGAACAAACAGUUGCCAAGGCACAAACUGUGGGGCUCCCAGUGACCGUGCACUCGCCAAACGUGCGACUGAUGCGAUCUGCCCUCCUCCCACCGGCAUCCAACGUGGACGCCUUUGCGUUUCCAGCCUCAGGCUGUCAGGCGGAAGCAGCCUUCAUGGAGGAAGAGUGCGUGGACACGCCAAAGGUAAACGGCUGUCUGCUGGACCCUGUGCCUCCCAUCCUGGUGAGGAAGGGGUGCCAGUCUCUGCCCAGCAACAUGAUGGAGACCUCCAUCGACGAAGGACUGGAGACGGAAGGAGAGGCCGAAGAAGACCCCAGUCAGGCCUUCGACACCUUCCAGUCCACGCGCAGCGGACAGAGGCGGCACACUCUCUCGGAGGUGACCAACCAGCUGGUCAUGAUGCCUGGUUCAGGAAAAAUUUUCUCCAUGAGUGACAACCCCUCCCUGGACAGUGUGGACUCUGAGUAUGACAUGGGGUCUGUUCAGAGGGACCUGCACUUUCUUGAGGACGACCCCUCCCUGAAGGACAUCAUGGUAGCCAACCAGCCCUCGCCCCGCAUGACGUCUCCCUUCGUGAGCCUGAGACCUGCCAACCCAGCCAUGCAGGCUCUGAGCUCCCAGAAACGCGAGGCCCACAACAGGUCUCCAGUGAGCUUCAGAGAGGGCCGCCGGGCAUCGGACACCUCCCUCACCCAAGGAAUCGUAGCAUUCAGACAACAUCUUCAGAACCUGGCUCGAACCAAAGGAAUCCUAGAGUUGAACAAAGUUCAGUUGCUGUAUGAGCAGAUGGGGUCAGAGGCGGAGCCUAACCUGGCCCCACCUGCCCCGCAGCUCCAAGACCUGGCCAGCACUUGCCCUCAGGAGGAAGCUUCCCCGCAGCAGAAGAGCAUGUCGGUGCUCCCAGGCAGCGUGCACCCCCAGCUCUCCCCGAGGCCCAGCCUGGAAGCCCAGUACCUGCAGCACAGGCUCCAGAAGCCCAGCCUUCUGUCAAAAACCCAGAACACCUGUCAGCUUUAUUGUAAAGAAGCACCACGGAGCCUUGAACAGCAGCUGCAAGAACACAGACUCCAACAGAAGCGGCUCUUCCUCCAGAAACAGUCUCAGCUGCAGGCAUAUUUUAAUCAGAUGCAGAUAGCAGAACGCUCGUACCCACAGCCCCUUCCCCACCAGGAGCCGCCCCCGCCGUCGCAGCCGCCGCCCUUCGGCCUCCCCCCGCCCCUGAGCCCGGUCCUGGAGCCCGGCCCCGAGCAGAUGCAGUACAGCCCUUUCCUCGGCCAGUACCCGGAGAUGCGGCUGCCGCCCCUGCCCUCCUCGUCGGGCCCUCGGGCCGCACCUCCACUGCCCCUGCCCCCGCCGCCCGCUCCGCCGUCGGGCGCCGCCCCGGCGCCCCUACCGUUCUCCUAUCAGACUUGCGAGCUGCCGGGCGCGGCCUCCCCUGAGCCGGACUUCCCCGCUCCCGGUCCCUACCCCCUGGAUGGAGCCCCGCAGAGCGGCGUGGCAGCGCCGGACCGUCCCAGGAGCUCCGGACCGCAGGAGGCCCCCUCUGGCUACCACCCGCUGGCCCUCUCCGAGCCCCCUGGACUCUUCGAUUGCGAAAUGCUAGAAGCCGUGGACCCCCCGCACGGCGGCUGCGUCCUGGUGAACUAACCUCAGCACAGGAAGUGAGGCGGCUCAGGUGAAGAAAGAGUGUGGAUUUCUAUUUUUACUCCAGCCUUUUAAAUUUGAAGCUCAUUUUCCUGCCCUUUCCCUAGUGGGGGAAAAAAAAUCAAGUCGCCCAACUGGCAUCCGAGGGCCUUGUCCGGUGGCUCUCACCUCCUUCCUGGCCGUCCCACCACGGUUUUCUGUGGCAAGUGCUGGACCAUAGUUUUAGGCUGCAGCUUGUGCCCUCAGGUCAGGUGGAGCGAGCACUCAUCAGAGGAACCAACAAAAGUUUUUGUAAGAAGUGGAUAUCCAGACCUAGGUUUUACGUCGAACUGUUAUCAAUUCAUUAUCGAGGGAACCUUGGUGAAAACAGGAACAAAUGUGUGCCAUGACACGUAGCACCCCCUCCCCCCAAAAAAGGCAAUAUAUUUUUCACUGAAGCCAAGCAAUAGCAUGCUCCUUAAAGGCAAAUCAAGAAUACAUAUUGAAAUGUGAUGCACAGGAAAUAAAGGAAAGCUGUACUUUGUCAUUGAAUUGUAAGUUCUGAGCUGCUGAUGCAAGUUGUCCCCAAGACCACUGCAAAGCGUUAGAGCGAAAGCUUUGUUUCAGGGGCCACUAGAUAACAGUGGGUACUGACCCCUGAGACUGGCAGUCGCCUUCACCUGAGAACAGGUGACAGACCUCUUCGGACAGUGCCCUGGGGUACAGAGUGUCCUCAGGGCUCCAAAGACGUCGCCAGUGGAACUGAGAGACAUACUGCGGUGGAGACCAGGGGCAGGAAACUCAAGAACCCACCGAGAGCAGCAGCCCUGGGCCAGGGAAGGCGGGCUCUUCCCGCACAUCUUCCCCUGAGACUUCUGGUUUGGGGCCGUUGUUUUUUCGAGGACCUGGCGUCUCUUUUAAAUGUAAUGACUACUUUGACUUUACCCUAGAUGUUGCUGGUCGUUUACUGAGCUGUGUAUAUCCGGACAGUUUCAUAUAGGGCUUAGAAAUCUUAAGGACGAGGAAAAUGAACUUUUAUCUCCCAUGUGAAGUGGUAGUGCUGUGCCUUUUCCCCCCAGAUCAUGCUUUAAUGAUUUCUUUUCUGUAGAAACCAACAGUUUUCCAUUUAUGUCGAUGCUAAAUCCAAAGUCACUUCAGAGUCUGUUUCCACCAUGUGGGAAUUACAUCCUUAAUUUCCUUAGAGUUCUGACUUGUAAUGAAAUGUUCAAGUAUUACAGCAAUAUUCAAAAAACCACAGAUGUGUUAACCAUUUAAGCAGAUCAUCUGCCAAACACGUGAUAUUACUAGAAAAACUUAACCCUUACAAUUCAGUCAUCAGAGUAAGUACACAAUGGAUGCUACUGCUAGUUGACGGUAUCCCUAGAAGGGAUGAAUCACCUGUCGUUUGGACAGGGACAUCCGAGUGUUACAAAUUCAGUAUUAUUUACAAAGACUCUUGUUUCGGUCCUUUCGGAUGGCUUGUCCUGUCAGCAGACGAAUGCGUGAAGCACAAAGCAUCUUCCUUAAAGCACAAAGAAGAGAGAUACUACACUGAUGCUGCAUCUAGAAAACACCUUUAAGUUGCCUUUCCUCUUUGUAGUACGUGUCCAGGCAGGUGAGGAGAAGCGUGGAAGGUCUAAGGAGUUCUGUUCUGGCUCGAGGACGCGCCGCAGAGGCCCUGGCUUGGGGCUGCGCUCUGGCUGUGAGCAAGAAAGGGUGGUGUUGAGGACGCGCUUUUGUGAUUUGACAGCAUGCAGCAAGGAUCCAGGAAGAGUCAGGUUCCUUCUUUGGUCUCUUUAUUCCUCCUCAUGCUUAAGAUGGAUGAUUGCGUGAAAGAGACAUCACGUAAGAGAUCCUUUCAUUAAGAUGUCUAAUCUGUUUUAAGUCUUUGCAAAAUAAGCCAGUUAUAAAAUAGGGCUUGGUUUGUUUAGACUAAAGGAUGUUUUCCCAGAAUAUUCUACAGAAGCGCUAUAAUACUUAUGAAAUUAAAAUGCCUACCAGCUCAUUUCAGAGUCGCAGGAAUGGCUGAGCUACAGGUGGACAUAGAGGCUGCUGCCCACGGGGCCCCGGGCCACUUAGCCCAGGAAAGCUGACAGAUGAAGCAGCGGGGAGGAUGUGGGGGUUCAAGGCCGGGAGAUGGACACGGGGCACACCCUGGGGCGGGGGACCCACACACCGCAGGGCAGGCCCUCACCUGGGGAACAGCGUGAGCCCUGUUGGACUGUGUUGGAAGCUGCCGUUUGCUUUUCUCCUUUACUCGAAGCAGAAAUCAAGGGAUUCCCUAACCAUCUGUAUUCGCUGAGAUGCAAGCUCACGGUGAGAGGAGACUGGUUCUGUUGGCCAGUCAGGCGUUUCCCGCCCCGUCUGGUCAUCCCCGUUGCUCUGACCCCUGACUAGGGACCUGUGUGCACCUCCGAGCGGUUUUCUCUUCACAAAUACGAAAGUAACACUAAGAAGGCUUAGUACUACGCUUUUUAUGAGAGGUCCUCUGAAAUACUGACUUGCUUUCCGGUCUGUUUCCCAUGAGCGGUGUGUACACUACUGUAUGAUACCCUUGAGCUUUAUGAUCUUGUAAACCAGGCUCCUCUGAAGAGACUUUGGUGAGAUGAACGUGAGGUAAAAAUGUCAUUCAGCAAAAAGUGCAAUAUGUGUGGUACUUUA